GGCUUGGCGCUGAGGCGGGAGGCGCAGCAAGUUUGUGCGGAGAAAGAGCGAGAGGGAGAGAGAGAGAGAGAGCGUGUGUGUGAGAGAGAGGGGAUGCAGCGGGCUCCCGGCGCAGCCUGAAAAAUGGCACCACUCUGGAUUUACCCGUUCCUCCUUUUCUGCCUCCUGUUUUCCCUCAAACCGAGUCGAGCCUUACGGAGUUACCCGGAGAACGAAGUUACACUAUUGGACUCUAUGUCUGCACUGGGGGACCUGGGUUGGGAGGCCUAUCCAGCAGAAGGGUGGGAGGAGAUCAGCGUGAUGGAUGAGCGCAACACGCCCAUGCGCUCCUACCAAGUGUGCAACGUGAUGGAGGCCAACCAGAACAACUGGCUGCGGACACGCCACAUCCCACGUGACGGCGCCCAACGUGUCUACAUCGAGAUCAAGUUCACGCUACGCGACUGCAACAGUUUGCCUGGGGUCCCAGGAACAUGUAAGGAAACCUUCAACAUGUAUUACUAUGAGUCCAACAACCCCAACCUGUGGUUUAUCAAGGAGAGCCAGUACGUCAAGAUCGAUACCAUAGCAGCUGAUGAAAGCUUCACACAGACCGACGUUGGUGACCGCGUCAUGAAACUCAACACGGAGGUGCGCGACAUCAGCAACCUCAGCAAGAAGGGCUUCUACCUGGCCUUCCAGGAUGUAGGAGCAUGCAUCGCUCUGGUGUCCCUGCGAGUCUUCUACAAGAAGUGCCCCACAGCCGUGCUGAACCUUGCGCAGUUCCCUGACACGGUGACCGGAGGUGACUCUGCACUGGUUGAGGUGCGGGGCUCCUGUGUCAAUGACUCGGAAGAGUUUGAAGCACCCAGGAUGUAUUGCAGCGCUGACGGAGGGUGGCUGGUCCCCAUCGGGCGCUGUGUCUGCAAGCCGGGGUUUGAGGAGAGCAAAGACUACUGCCAACCUUGCAGACCGGGCACCUACAAGGCUUCGUCAAUGGACGGCUACUGCAGCAAGUGUCCACCUCACAGCUACUCUCACCAGGAGAAAGCCUCUGAGUGCGAGUGUGAGAAGGGCUUCUACCGUGCCGACAUGGACCCCCGAUCCAUGGCCUGCACCAGGCCCCCUUCAGUUCCAGAAAACCCCAUCUCCACUCUGAAUGACACCUCCGUCACCCUGGAGUGGAGCCCCCCACGGGACAGUGGUGGACGUGGUGAUGUUACCUACAACAUCCACUGCAGAAAGUGUCCAGGGGAUGGCAGGAAGUGCAGCCCCUGUGGCAGCGGUGUCCAUUUUCUUCCCCGUCAAUUUGGACUCUCUAUGGCCAAAGUGCUGGUCUCAGACCUGCUGUCUAACACCAACUACACCUUCAGCAUCGAGGCGGUCAACGGGGUAUCUGACCUGAGCCCGACCCUGAAACAACAAGUGACUGUCAAUAUCACCACUGGCCAGACAGUGAGUGUUAUUCUGAAAGAGAGAAAGAGUAAGGACAGCAUCACUCUGGCGUGGCAGGGGCCUGACAGACCAAACGGAGCCAUCGUCGAAUACGAAGUCAUUUAUUAUGAAAAGAACCAGCGGGACCAGAACUACACAGUGCUGAAGACCAAGUCUAAUGUGAUGACGGUGGAAGGCCUGAAACCUGGGACUACCUAUGUGUUCAGAGUCCGCGCUCGCACCGACGGAGGCUACGGCAGCUACGGUGGUGAGAUCGAGCUGGAGACCAGCCAUGAAGAUAUGUUGGCUAUUGGAGAUCCCAACCAGUCCACCAUUCUGGCCGUGUCAAUAGCAGGUGGCGUGGUGCUGCUCAUCUUCUUGGUGGCCUGCUUCGUAGUGAGUGGAAGACACUGCGGCUACAUCAAAGCCAAGCAGGACCCAGACGAAGAGAAGAUGCAGUUUCAGCAUGGAAGAGUCAAACUCCCAGGAAGCAGGACCUACAUCCACCCACACACCUAUGAGGACCCCAACCAAGCUGUGCGUGAUUUCGCUAAGGAAAUAGAUGCUUCCAGCAUCCGAAUAGAGAGAGUCAUUGGCGCUGGAGAGUUUGGGGAGGUGUGCAGCGGCCGCCUGAAGCUGCCCAGCAAACGUGAGAUCUACGUUGCCAUCAAGAGUCUGAAAGCAGGCUACUCCGAGAAACAGAGGCGGGACUUUCUGAGCGAGGCCAGCAUCAUGGGCCAGUUUGACCACCCCAACAUCAUCCGGCUGGAGGGAGUGGUCACCAGAUGCAAGCCAGUGAUGAUAAUAACGGAGUACAUGGAGAACGGAUCCUUGGAUACCUUCUUAAAGAAACAUGACGGGCAGUUCACCAUAAUCCAGCUGGUGGGGAUGAUGCGAGGAAUUGCAUCGGGGAUGAAGUACUUGUCGGACAUGAACUACGUCCACCGCGACCUGGCCGCUCGCAACAUCCUGGUCAACAGCAACCUUGUGUGUAAGGUGUCAGAUUUCGGCCUGUCACGGGUGCUGGAGGAUGACCCUGAAGCUGCCUACACUACACGGGGUGGUAAAAUCCCAAUCCGGUGGACGGCACCAGAAGCCAUCGCCUACAGGAAGUUUACCUCGGCCUCAGACGUGUGGAGCUACGGCAUCGUCAUGUGGGAGGUGAUGUCAUAUGGAGAGCGGCCGUACUGGGAGAUGUCCAAUCAAGAUGUGAUAAAGGCAAUAGAUGAAGGCUACAGGCUGCCGGCUCCCAUGGACUGCCCCGUGGUGCUCCAUCAGCUGAUGCUGGACUGCUGGGAGAAGAGCCGCAGUGAGAGGCCCAAAUUUGGCCAGAUUGUCAACACCCUGGACAAGCUGAUCCGCAACCCCAACAGCUUGAAGGAGCUGGCCAAUAGCUCCAUAUGGGAAGAUCCAACGACUCCAGAGUUCAGCGUCAGUUCUGUGGAUGAGUGGCUAGAUGCUAUCAAGAUGGGCCAAUACAAGGACAACUUCUCCUCCUCUGGAUACGUCACGUUAGAUUCAGUACUCUACAUCAGCCUAAGCGAGUUGAGUAAAAUGGGCGUGACUCUCGUGGGACACCAGAAGAAAAUCCUCUCCAGCGUCCAGGGUCUGCACGCCCAGGGCAGCCAUGUGCAGGUAUAACACAGCCCCAGAGUGGACAGACUGACUGACAGACAGAGAAGGAGAGAGAAAAAGAGAGAGCAAGAGAGCUAAAGCCAGGACAGCUGCUCUCAGAACAGUCCCCGAUCAGCAGCUUCACCAUAUCAACCCCCAUUUUUGGACGAUUGGAGCGCCGCUCCAGCCUGCGGUGCAGAGACUGACCUGCAGUGGGCAACGCAGACAGAAUGGACGCUCACCAAAUGCAGAGGAUACUAACUUUAAAAACGCAUAUGUGAUUUAACAACCACUGUUUUGUGAAGUGUACAGUCAUUUUGCAUCGUCUUUUGCAUUCUUUGUGUUGUCGUUCGCUACCUGUUCGAGGCUUGAUUUAGCUUGUGAAGUGCAUAAAGAGGUGCCUGAUAAUAGCUGGAGUGGAUUUGGACCUAAGGUUGGUGCAGUCGGAGCCUACCUCAGUUAUGGGUAUGCCAGCCAUUCUUCUAGAAAAUGACGGAAGUGGAUCAGAGGGAGUGACCUACAGCAUUAGUUGUCAGUUUGGUGGAGGUAUGAUGUUUGCUGAAACUGGCCAUUUCAUUUUUGUACAGUGAUGAUUCUAUAUCACUCCCCAAAUCCCCAACAGCAAACAGAUGAGCUUUCUAUUUGGGUUUCCUGUCUAGCAGCAAUAGGAGCUUGUGUUUCACCAGCGGAAAUAGAGCUAGCACUCGACUUGAAAUGCAGUCGCGUCCGAGAUGAUGGAGAAAUGACACAAGGCCGUGUUAGGAGGGCAUAUGAGGGCACAAUGAGAGCCACACUGCUGUAUUAUAUUUAGUUAGCUGAGUAAUGGCUGUUUUUGCUCUCACGGCAGCAGCGCAAUCAUGUUUGUUUGUUUUGUUUUUUUGUUGUUGUUUUUGGUUCUCUUGGUGAUAUCUUGGCCAUGGUUCUGAAGUACCUCCAUUAUUGCUUUUUUAACAUCAUGAGGAAGUGCUUGGAUCUAUAAACAGAGACUAUUUCUUGUUUUUUUCCCCCCAUUUCAUUUAUUUUGGCUGCAGUGAAGCAGAAUGUGUGCAUGAUGGAUACUAAGAAAUUCUCCAUUAUUUGCCUAAAUAUGCUAAUAACUAGCUGUUUCCAUGAGUUAGAAGCGACAUUUUUAGUGAAGGUCCUCUGGCUAGCAAGCUAGCCCACACCUGUAGCUUCAUGGCUAGCAUCUAACUAAUGCAUGGCUACGUUUACGUGAGCAAAUCUGUAGACAAGAAGUAGGGGAGUGUGAUGUUAGCAUUAUGCAGAAGACUGUAAAAAGGAAUAGAAUAGACGUUGCCCACCAUGUCUCCGUCACCUUUAUGUUUACAACCGUGCUAACACGCUAAUCCCGGAAAGACAAACGCAACACAUACUAUUGUACUAUAGUGUAAAAAAGUGUACAGUAUUGAUUUCGAAUGAUCAAAGGUUAAAGAAGAACCUCUAGGAUGUUUGUAACAAUGUACUUUUAUUUAGUUUUUGAAGAGACAAAAGAAGACGCAAGGCGUAGCGCUCAGCGGGGUGGGGGAUAGCAGGCGAACCUCUGGAAUGUAGCAUGGAUAACUCAAGCUUCGUCUUUGACUGACAAGUGAAAGUGACUGCAGUUCUUUCUAAUUCACUCAAGUGGUGGCUGUAGCUGCUUGACUUUAGAUGCCUUAUUAACUGUGCUGUUUCUUUCUCUUCUCUUCCCUUCUUCCCGGUAGAGGCAGUAUCAUGAGAUAUUAUUGUACAUAGUAUUUAUCAUGGCGUCACUGAAGACUAUUGCUCAGUAGUAAAGCCUGGCUCAACACGUUUACCGUCGUGUAAGCUGUACUUUUAACCACAGUAUUCAUCCAGCAAGCUUGUGUUGGUGCAUGUGGCUUUGGGAUGAAGAGCGAUUCAAUUGAUAAAACCUACAAUGCUGAAUAAAAUUCCUCAUGCUAAUUUUGCUGCAAGUCAGUUGCUACACUACUAUUUUUGUACCAGUCGUUCUGUGUGGUAGGUUUGUUUCAUUUAAGCAGAAUACAGAAAUCAAAGGUAGAUUUCUUCGAUUAUUCGCAAAGUCCUUCAGCCUUCAGCACAUAUUGAACCUUUUCCCAUUUACCAUUGCUUUCUAACGGCUUUGGAAAAAUCCAGCUGUGACUAACUUUUGGUAGUAUCUGCUUUCAGAUGAUCUAAGCUGAUUUUUGAUGGUCAUUAGCUGGGUUCUUCCUGAUCUGAGAGGCUAACAAGCUCAACAUCCACUUGGACAAGGUGAAAACAUACCACAUGCUGUUCAACUGGUUAAGCUGUUUUGCUUGGUCAAGCUGGUUAUGUUGUUUAAACCUUAAACCUAAACGAAAACAUACCACAUGCUGGUCAACCAGCCUGACCAGCUUGUUUCUCCAGCAGGGUAGUUAUUCCAUAUUUGGUGCAUUGUAGUUCAAUAUAGAUCCAUAUAUUCUAUAUAUGAUUCAAAGCAUUAUUGUUCUCCUGCACUAAUGUUCAUAAUUACUGUUUUCCGGUUCAUUGAAUGUUCAUUAUCACCUGAUUUUAUGAGAUUACUGACGUUGUGUGUAUUUUGCUGGAACAUUAACAUAAAGCAAUUGAAUUCUUGGAAGUAGCACAUAAUAUUGAUGAUUAGGGCAACUUUUAGUUCAACUUCUAGUACUGAUCUUAUUUGUUAACGGCAACAAAGGAUUCACUCUGAUAUAUAUGAAAUAAUUUCUUUCGUUUGUUCUCAUGUGUUUUGCCCAUGCACAGAUUAACACAAAGUGUACACGUAUUGUAAAGUUAUAUUAAUAUUCUGAUAUAAGUUCAUCUGUUCCAGCUCUAAAUCUCUUAAUGAAUUGUAUUAACUGUUUCUGCGACACAGCAAGACACAAAAUGCAAUAUUCAUCUUUCAAAACUCAGCAGGUUCAUUUUUAAUACUUGUUUCACACCUCUGCAGCGGAACAUUACUGCUUCAGAUUCUCUCGCAUGGAUUAUGAUGUGAACGUUCUGAAAAAUGGACAGCUGUAGACGCACUGUUGACCCUCAUCACACUCAAAAAAAAAAGUACAAAGACAAUAUGUUAAAGGUUUUAUAUUAUGAACUUCAUUUUUAUUUUUGCAAAUAUGUGCUCAUUCUGAAAUGAAUUUCUC
Molecule: messenger RNA, 6125 nt
Organism: Pygocentrus nattereri (red-bellied piranha)
Lineage: Eukaryota; Metazoa; Chordata; Actinopteri; Characiformes; Serrasalmidae
Gene: epha4b
Product: eph receptor A4b
Exons: 17
Coding region: 124-3054 (976 amino acids)
Biological process (GO): axon guidance; cell surface receptor protein tyrosine kinase signaling pathway; protein phosphorylation
Cellular component (GO): neuron projection; plasma membrane
Molecular function (GO): ATP binding; transmembrane-ephrin receptor activity; protein binding
Source: RefSeq, a predicted model, not a curated record